AUGGCUUGGGCAGGGUAUGAUGAAAAAACACAGGAACUAAGCUUACAAUUUGAGUCUCUCGGGGAUCAAGGAAACGAUGCUCGAAAAUGGAGGGAGCACACCCAAACUGUCUUAUUUUACUUUCUAAAGCAACUUUCAAAACUUCUAGAAGAAAGGUCGGAAAACGGCAUACUUUUCCGUCCAUAUGGAAGCGCUGCUGAAGAUUUAAAGUGCAUUGAGCCAGAUGAUGUGGGAGAUGUGGAUAUCGUGAUAUAUCCUGAUUCAGAUAAUUUGAUGAUCCACGAGGAAUUGAUUGAAUAUUUACCGGAGAAUCCAAUGCACGUCAGAAUCAAAGGAGCUGAUCACCCCAUUCUAAAGUCCUGCCUUGUAGAAGACAAAGAGUACGUAGCCACCUCGGCUUUAAAGAAGUUUCACCCGGCAAUUUAUGGACGUUCAGCGCCUUACAUAGUAGAUAUUACCACCCGUGCUCAUCAACAGAAAAUGUUGACUCCAGAACUGUCAUCCCUUCUACAAUCUACCUCCUAUUUAAAAGGCAAGGAAGCCAGUCCUGCUAUUACAGUGAAUUUUACCCGGUCGUUAAAUAAACAACCGAGUGAUGCCUCGCCUCAUGUCCACACAGAAGAAUGGGAAUGGCUGGUACAUGUCUUUUGUAAUCUUACCGGAACUGUUUAUACCAAAGAACAUGCCAAGGUUAUUGACGAUAUUACUCAGUUUAUGAAUGAAGUAGGUAUGUAUCUUGAUAACAAACGUCUGAACACUGUUUCAGAAAUGCUGCCGGUUUUUAUUGAGUUUUAUCAGAGCGACAGAGCGAAAACCCUUCAAGCUCGAUUUCAAAGCAUUUCUAAGAACCAACCACAUGAUUAUGAGACCCGGAGGAAGAAGAACAUGGAAUCUCGAAAAAUUGGCGAAAAGCAACACGUCUUGUCGGGCGAGCAACAAAGAAAAGAAAAUAACGCAAACUUAUUUCAGAGGACAUGCUCAUCCUGUAAAUUGCCAUGUGUCGAGACAGAACAUUGCGAGGAAGCACAAACAAAUGCUGGAGAGUUUCACUCCGACGGGAAUCGCGCGGGAAACGGUGACUGUGAUGCAAUGGACGAGAGGAGCGAGACAAAACGUAGAGGGGACCACGUUGAAAACCAUAUUUCGUCUAAGAAAGAGCAGCUGUUGACAAUAGAGAAGUAUCAAAGCCCCUCUCAAGGUGAAGCGGAAGCACGUGAAAAGCGAAUACUAAACCUUUUUUUCGAUCACCUGUUUGGAUCCACAUCUGAACUAGGAGAACAUUCCAUUAAGGAAGCCGCUAACGUCACAGACUUUGAAAAGUGUUCGGAUCAACUAAAAGGUGGAUUCGACUUCGUUCCAGCAUUUAAAGCUCCAGGAUGGCCCAUUGUUGCGCAAGAAUGGAUCAGAAGAGAACGCAAGUGGCCUUCUCAAAAGGUAAUCGACCAAAUUCUCCAGGAGGGUUUUCAUUUGGUUGUAAAAGCUCCAAAGAAUGGUGGCAAUCUAGAAUGCGAUUUCAGAAUAUCCUUUGCAAAUGCAGAAUUCCUGUUAAGCAGAGAGUUAAACGAAGUCCAGCGCGAGUGUUAUCGCUGCCUAAAAAAAUUUCAUCGAGCCUAUCUUUCCACAAAACCCAAGAGUUUGGUAUCAUUUCAUCUGAAGAACCUCUUUCUGAAAACAGUUGAAGAGACUGGUGCUGAAAUGUGGACGCAAAGCAAAAGAGUAGAGUGCAUGAUGAAGUUGUUUCGAAACCUUUUGGAAGCUCUAAGAAAGAGAGAUUUGCGUCACUUCUUUGUGAGAUCUUACAACCUGUUCAGUAUAGACUACAUCGCAGACCCCAAUAUUCUGGAGCCCUUGGUUGGAAUAUGUGAGAAGAUCAAUGAAAAUCCGAUGCAAUUUGUGAGAAAAUUGGCCCAGAGACAAAAUUCCGAACAGACGAAAAGAGAACAAAACUGCAUGCCAGCUCUCAAUACACAAGGUCAAAGUGAUGUCCAUCAAGAAGUUUCUUGCAAAGGCACUGAGAAAGAAUUUAAAGAAGCAAUAAAUCAAGAGAGAAUUUCGAUUAAUAGUUUCCGUUACCACGACCUAAAAGACAUUUUUCUGUCUACUAGCAAGGAGAUGACUGAUUUGGCUUUUAACGACCCUCAUUGCAGCCUCCAAAGUCUUUCUUCUCUGGAGAAGUCCAUAAUAGAAGAUCUGCGAGAAAUUGAAAAGUAUCAUAUUAUUCAAGUUGCCGACUUCCCUAAAAUGUUUGAUAUCUGCUGGGACACAGCUUACUUCAAAAUUCUGCUCAGCCGAGAACCGAACAUUAGGAGUCGUAUCCUUGAUGGGAUUAAGAGCGUCCUUGAGUUGUGCAAGUAUGUACUAAAGCAAGAGGACUUUGCAACUGGAAAUGAAGAAGCUAUCAUUCAACGAAUGCUUGAUCCUUCUUCCAAGGAUUCUUUCGACUUGAGCCACAUCUUGCCUGCUGAUUCAGGGCCCCAGUUUAUUCGAGAACUUUUUCGCGGUGAGAAGGUCAGGCCGGCUCAGGCUUCAAAGGUUAUUCAGGAUGACAUUCUAUUAGACUGA
Molecule: messenger RNA, 2562 nt
Organism: Porites lobata
Lineage: Eukaryota; Metazoa; Cnidaria; Anthozoa; Scleractinia; Poritidae
Source: the annotation of a GenBank genome assembly